Molecule: messenger RNA, 303 nt
Organism: Staurois parvus
Lineage: Eukaryota; Metazoa; Chordata; Amphibia; Anura; Ranidae
Source: the annotation of a GenBank genome assembly
UGCUAGAUGACUCGGUGCUCGCGGUCGUGCCAGAUGACUCGGUGCCCGCUGACUUGCCCGAUGACUCGGUGCCCGCUGUCGAGCUUGGUGACCCGGUGCCCGCUGUUCUGCCAGUUGACUCGGUGCCCGCUGUUCUGCCUGGUGACUCGGUGCCCGCUGUCGAGCAUGAUGACUCGGUGCCCGCUGUCCUGCCAGAUGACUCGGUGCCCGCUGUCCUGCCAGAUGACUCGGUGCCCGCUGUCGUGCCAGAUGACUCGGUGCCCGCUGUCGUGCCAGAUGACUCGGUGCCCGCUGUCGUGCCAG